UUUUCACACGAAAGUGGGUGUUCGAUACGGUACUGAAUUUAACAAAUAAACAAUUAAAGUAUAACCAGAAAGAGUUAUGACCUCUUGAAACCUAGUCAUGGAGGGGCUGCCUUCUGGUGAUAUUCAGGCCAAAUAUCAAAAAUUAGCUGCAGAGUAUUCUAAGUUGAGAGUUCACGUGAAAGUAUUAAAGAAGGGUGUCCUAGACGAACAAGCAAAGUCAAAUGAAUUACGGGAAGUCUUAAAAGAUAAAGAGAAGUCGCUAAGGAAAGGAGAAUUAGAGAUAGAUUCAUUAACGUUUAGGAACCAGCAGUUGACGCGGCGCGUUUCCGUCCUUCAAGAUGAACUUGAUCUUCUUCAGAAUAAGUUAACAAAGAAAUCUAAAAGUAAAGGAGACGAGAAGCAGGCAACAACAAGCCAAGCAUCCCCACUCGACUCAGGCCUCCUGCAAGAAGAGCUUCAGAAAAAGAUAAUUGAAAAUGCUCAGUAUGCAUCACAGCUUUCAGAUAAGACUUUUGAAGUAUCUCAACUCCAAGCUUCAAUCGAUGACUACCAGAAGCACAUUAGUGAGAGUGAAAGCAAGUAUAGAUGUGAGAUUGCUAAAUUAAAGAAUAAAAAUCAGGAACUCCAGUUCGCAUUGGAAGAGGCUCAAAAGGACCGGCUAGGUGUAACAACCAAGCCACAAACCAGCAGCCAAGCGGCAAGUUGUAAUGGAGAUUUUCUGUCGGAAGGUGGAAGCUUGGUGGGCAGUGAAGAUGCCCUUAGUUCUGUAGAUGAUUUGAAUAUUAACGAGCAACUUAGUACAAAAGCUCAUACUUUAGAACAGGAAAAUCAAAAACUUCGUAUGGAAUACGAGUUGCUCGAAAUGGAGAAUGAAAGCCUUAAACUAGAGAUAAGUAAACACGUAUCCGCCGCCCAGAAGAGGAGAGGGGAGACGCACGACUCGGGUGACUUUAAUAGCUUCAGUGAGACCUCUGUCGACGCGGGCGGCGUGGUGUCGGGGCUGCUGGGCGCGCUGGCGUGUCCGCUGCUGCUGGCGCGCGAGCUGCAGGCGCGCGAGGAGCGCGUGGCGACGCACUUCCGGCGCCGCCUCGCCGCCGCCGCCGCGCGCGCCGAGCUGCUGCAGGGGAAGACCGACCACUACCUGCAGGAGUGCGAAAUGCUUCGAUUACGGUUCGAUGUAAUGGAGCGUGAAAAGGAAGAAAAUGCGCAUACCUUACAAGAGAAACACAACACGAUCAGCAGGCUGGAAGAGGAGCUUCAGUCGACGUCUCGCAACUACGAGCAGCAGCUGGGCGUGCUCACCGAGCACGUGGCCGCGCUCAACGAGCACAUCGCGCGCCAGCACGACCGCCUGCAGCAGCUGCAGCGCUCCAGGGAGCGACGCAAGUAGCGGCGCACGGCCCACUGCAGCGCUACAGCACUCGCGCGACUGCGCUUCCCGUCCCGCGGCGAACUGUCGCUCUUGCAGCGCUCGCGGACAUAAAACACCUCCUGCAUUGCGUUCACGUACGCCGUAUGGUCAUGAUUCAUCCAAUCACACCUCAAUCCUUAUUUAAGCAAAGAAUACGGCCAGUAUGCGCGCACCGAUAAUAUUCCCUGCUAGACGAUUCUAGUUUGAAACUGUAACUGUAAACCACGACUGGUUUAUUGGUAGUCACCAUACUUCGAUUGGAGUUUUUUGUCGGCAACUACACUUUGUAAAUUUUAACCUCCACCGUUAAUGCCUAUCGGGUAAAUAGUUUUUAAAUUUAUGAACGAAUUAUAAUGUUGCUAUCUCUAAUACUAUCCUAUAGACAAAAAUAAUCCUUAUUUUUCACACAUACAAUACGUGUGCACCUGUCUUUUCAUUAUAUUAGUAUGUCUUCAUUAUUAGCACUGACAUUUUUAAAUGUUUCAUGAUAAAACACACACAAAGACCACAUGAAUGAAUUAAAUAUUGGUAAGAGGAAAAAAACUCAUAAUUCUUAAAAAAAAAAAAAUAUUUUUUUAAAAUAGAAACAUCUAUGAAGGCAAAGGUGUUUUAUAUAUAAAGAACAGAUUUUACAUAAAUAAAUUAAAACGAAAAAUCAAAAAAAAAAAAAAAUCUUAUGUCCAGUCGUAUAUAAGAAAUAAUAAUUCAAUUGUUCGUGUAUGUACAUAAGGUGAUACGACUAUAUUAUUAAUAUAAAAGUAUAUAGGUUAAAUGGCACUUUUAUACUUGAAAAUGUAAUAGUUAUAUAAGAUUAUUAUCAAAGAAAUGAAACGAUGAAUUUUAUCAUAAAAAAAUCGCUAUUGAAUUCGCCGAAUAUUUACUUUAUUUUGUUUUACUUUUGAUGCAUUAAAAAUGAUUUAAACAUACAGCGUUGUAUUAAGAAAUAUAUAAAUGAAUUGUUAAUAAAUGACGUGUAAACAUAAAAUAUAUGAAGUUUUAAAUACAUUUCUAAUACAAUACGAUAUGAUAUGAAAUAAGAAAAUUGUGAGACUUAUUAUUAUUAAAAUGUAAUUAAAUAUGUGUAUUUCUUAAUAAUAUCGCAAGGUACACGUUUUAAAUAAUUAUUUUAUCUUAAAUUUAUUUAAAAAAAUUAAGUCGUGAAUGUUUAUUUUAUCAUUACUUUUUAGCAUUCCUAUCGAAUAAACGAGGCCUAAUUAUGUAUUGUUUAUUUCAAUUGAAUUUGUACAAAAUAGAAGAGUAAAAAAACAAUUAAUUUUUUUUAUUGGUGGACGUAUUUGACAUAUUAUAUUUUUUAAGAAUAGCUUAUGAAAUUAUGAUGACUAAAUACUGAGCGCCCAUUGGUCGCAUAUUGCGUCAUCAGCGGCUAUCGACCAAUUACAAUUCAGCUUAAAGUCAAAUUAAUUUGACUUUAUUCAGCGCUUUGGAAAUUGAAAGUAUUUGAUUCAUGCAGAAGCUUCAAAAAUACGUGCAAAAUUUCUGCUAAUCGAUUGGGUGAAAGUGCUUGGUUUGACCCACACUAAAACCUAACAAGUGAAAUUAAAUAUAUUUUUUUAAUACGAGAAAAUGUAAUUUCUCACAAGAGAAGUAUUAUUUUUAAAAAGAGAUACGCAUAUUUCUUAAGAAUUAUAUUGAUAUUCUUUUAAAAUGUAUUCUUAACGUUUUAUACAAAUUCAAUUGAAGUACGUGUAUAUAGCUACUGUUAGUGCCAAGGGGUCGCAACAUUGUAUUUAUAAUUAAAUCCUUACUGCAUACAGUUAUUAUGCAACUAUUGUUAUAUUGUAGUUUUUUUAAACGUCUUUAUUUAGUUAUGAGCGUUGUUACCUAUCACUUAAAAUAGCAGAGAGAAAAUGAUUACAAAGAAAAUAUUUUUAAUUACGGUAUUCAUUCGCUAUGAGGCCACCUAAUUUGGUACUCAAAUUUCAACUAUGUUUUGGAUAUUCGGAGAACAUAGGCUGUGACGACGGACAGACACGAAAGUGAUCCUAUAAGACCUGGUUUUUCCUCGAAUGUAAACAUAACAGCAAGCAAAUAUUUUCAGCGGAUUGUGUCUGGUUUUUAUAUUCUCAAUAACCUACGUAACAAAAGGUCGUAUUAACAUACGACUACUACUACUAUACUAAACAAUGUGUAUUUAUAUAUUUACAUACGACCUUUUGUUAUUGCAAUAACAGUAGCUAUGCCAUUUUUAUCGGCUAGUGAUUGGUUCUUCUAGUUGUAAGGUAUUAAAUGCAAUAUAGGCUCCAUAGAUUACUUACGAUGUAUUUUUAGUUUUAUAUAUAAAAAAAAAACUUACGUUACGUACAUUAAUACAUGUUUCGUCUUGUGAUCUGACAAUUAUUCACAUUUAUGCAGAGAUUUUAUCGAAAAAUAUUGUUAAUUCUACAUAAUAAUGUCAUGUACCAUUGGAACUACUUUAAAUGAUACGAUGUGAGCGAACUCGAAUACAUACAAACUGAUUUCUUAUCAAAUUAUCAUCAAAAAUAACUUUAUAAAAUAAAUUCCCGCGAACAAUCAAAUUUUUAUUAAUACUACAAUGGAUAUACAUCGCGAAAGUUUAAACCAUACUUUUUACUCUGCGAAAUGGACUCCGUUAAUUGAAGAAAUUUUAAUAUUUUUUAUAACUGAUGAAAUUGGCUUGUAUGUUAUUCUAUCAUGUUUGUUUAUUAAUACACGUUAAAAUUUAAAUCAUAUUCUAUAUCUUUUGACAGCUGUUAUCACAAUUAGAAAUAUUUUAAAAGCUAUGUACUAAGAGAAAAAAUACUAGUCACAUCUAUGAUCUCUGUCAAAAGUAUACAGAAGACGUGGUUUGUAAAGAAUAGGUAUGAAACUCCUUUAUAAACCAUGUAAAAACUAUAUAAUUGAAUUAUUGAUACAAUUAUAUACCUCAUUCUAAAAAAAAAAAUUAGAAAUUUUUAAAUUAUUUAUCAUCAAUUAUUAUUUUUGUAAUUUUAAUUAUGGUGCUUAUUAAAUUAUUAAUUAUUAAGAUUUCACUUCUCGUUUUUAUUUUAGUGAAAAAUUUAUUUUUAAAAUUUUACCAUUUAAAAAUAGAAUCUUUCUUAUUAGAAUGAGGUCAAAUUUACAUCGUUAAGAUUUGUAACGAUAUUCAUAAUCAUUUCCGAGGUGUGAUCUUGAAAUUGCUAUCACUAAGAGCAUUCGCGUGUAAUUUAACAAAUUUGAUUAGAACAUUACAUUACACAUAAUGUGUUUGACACGUUGACGAUAAUUCGUGUGUGUAUCACAUUGAUUUUUUUUUAUUCUGGAAAUAUCACUAUCACUCACUUGACAAGUUAAAAAUCCAUCGAGCGCAAUAUCUUGCUUUAGAAAUAUCUAAGUAAGCGAAAAUGUAUAAUAACUUGUUAGUCUAGCUAUACAGCUUGGGAAUAUCCUUAAGUGACUGUACUCUUAUUGCGAAUAAACAUUAUCAACAUUAAAGUCAACAAAGUAACUUUGAACACGUCAUGAAUUAAACGUAAAGUUACCACGGAUGGUCUCAGAAUGUAACCAAGAAGGUCCGCCAAGAAACGAUUAUCCUUAGAUAAUCUUUUGCAUCAAUUAAAAAAACUGAAUGUUGAUUACUGAGUCAUAUGUUAUUAGAAGCGAUGUUCGGAGUUGUAACGUUACAAGGUGGCCAAUGUUCGUGAAGUAUUUACAGAUGUAAUGCUCGUUUCCGAACGUUACUUGCGAAUGAUCUCAGGAGUAUUCUUCACAAUUGUUGCACAGUACGUACAUAUAUAAUUAUAUUACGAAACUUUAUUUUUCCAUUGUCAACGUCUUUGAAGGAUAACCAAUCUCCCCUGGAGAACUCAAUAGCAGACUAUUCUGAUCAUGUAAUAAAUUAUAUGUAUGAAAUGUGGUAUAUACAAUGUGUAUUUAUAUAUUAAUAAAUAGUUCUAUC
Nymphalis io (European peacock) is the source of this 5327-nucleotide messenger RNA. RefSeq names its product protein phosphatase 1 regulatory subunit 21. Gene Ontology annotation, cellular component: early endosome; membrane. Bases 98 to 1390 code for a protein of 430 amino acids. The record is from RefSeq and is a predicted model, not a curated record. The transcript is spliced from 9 exons. Lineage: Eukaryota; Metazoa; Arthropoda; Insecta; Lepidoptera; Nymphalidae.